AGGACAGCGAUGAAAAGUUCAAAUCACAUCAUGGUAAGUCUGCACUUAGAGCUAUGGAGGAGCCAUUGUAUAAACUUGUUGGACAAAAUUAUCCAGCUAAUACUCAACUACUACCAGUCUGUAGCUGUGACCACCCGAAUACUCCUGAUGGUAGCAUCAGUAAGUUUAAUGGGCAGCCAUGCAGUAACUGCUCUGUAGCUAUUAGCUCAGGUAAUAACCACUACAAUGACAACUUGCAAGCUUUUGAAGCUCCAUGGAGUUUGUCUGACAUUGUUGGAGAUAUAAGACAGUUCACUCAGGAUACAUAUACAACGGAGCUUGGUUUGAAUGCUGGUGGCCUUUCCAUUGUCGAAAACAACAAUAGAUAUAACCAAUCACUUCAGAUCAAUGUUGGAGAGUCAAGAAAGCAUGCAUUUUUUGAGGUUCAAUGCCGGAAAAUGAAUUCGCACAAGGAAGACCUUGAUUUGUUAGAAGGAAGGAGUAACAAGCAGUUUGCCAUUUCUUUCAAUGAGCCGACUCGAGACGAGAUUUUCGAUAAAGUUCUACUCUGCUCUGAGCAUGAACCAGUAGAGCAAGGUAUUGUUUUACAAGAAGCUAUGACAAAUUGAUCAACCAUAAAUUCACAUAGUGACCAGGGAAGAACAUCAGCUCAGCGAAAUAAAAAAAGGUAAGAAGCAACAGAGGAAAGAGAUGGUGGAUCUCAGAACCCUCCUUAUCCAUUGUGCACAAGCAGUGUCUGUAAAUAAUCAUACCUUAGCGAGUGACAUAUUGAGCAUCAUUAGGCAACAUGCUUCAACGAGUGGGGACGAUUCUCAGAGGCUAGCAUUCUGCCUAGCGGACUGCCUUGAGGUACGAUUAGCUGGAACUGGGAGCCAACUGUAUCGCAAAAUGAUGGCGAAAAGAAGGAAGGCAGUUGACAUUUUAAAGGUAUUCCAUUUAUGUAUAGCAAUAUCGCCUUUCUCGAGGGUACCAUAUUAUUUCUCAAAUAAGACCAUCAUUGAUGUCUCAAAGGGAAAACCUCGGGUGCACAUUAUCGAUUUUGGCAUUUGCUUUGGUUUUCAAUGGCCAUCACUAUUUGAGCAACUCGCAAAGAGGGAAGGUGGACCUCCUAUGGUUCGAAUUACAGGCAUUGAGCAACCCCAACCAGGUUUUCGACCAAAUGAAUCGAGUAAGAAUACAGGACCGCGAUUGGCUGAUUAUGCUAGCAUGUUCAAUAUACCUUUUGAAUAUCAGGGAAUAUCAUCAAAAUGGGAAACUAUAAAGAUAGACGAUUUCAAGAUUGAGAAAGACGAUGUGGUCAUAGUCAACUGUAUAUACUGCCUGAAGAAUCUUGGUGAUGAGACAGUAUCCAUAAACAGUGCCAGGAAUAGGGUUCUCAAUACAAUAAGAAUGCUGAAGCCAAAAGUUUUCAUCCAUGGAGUUGUGAAUGGAUCAUACAUUACCCCCUUCUUUCUAACACGUUUUAAAAAGGUCAUGUACCACCACAGUGCACUGUUUGAUGUUAUUGAUAAAACCCUUCCACGGGAUGCUGAGGCAAGAAUGAUCCUAGAGAGGGAUAUCUAUCGUUCUACAGUCCUAAAUGUCAUUGCAUGUGAAGGUUCAGAAAGGAUCGAGAGACCAGAGAGUUACAAGAAGUGGAAGCUACGAAACAAGAAGGCAGGCUUUGAGCAGUUACAACUGAAUCCGGACACCGUGGAAGGAACAAGAGCUAUGGUGAAACAAUAUCAUAAAGAUUUCGUCAUCAACGAAGAUGAUCAAUGGCUGCUACUGGGAUGGAAGGGAAGGAUACUCUAUGGAAUGGCCACAUGAAAACCUAGUUAGUCAAACAAUGGCGACUGAGACCAAAGAUAUGCUACUGAACCACGUAUUCUAUACCUGUGGUGUACUCAUAUGGUUUUAAUUGUACGCUGGUAAUGCAUUGCGAUUGUCAACUAGAUGGCAGAAAUGGGCUGCCAAAGUACAAAGCACUGCAUACUGGUAAUGCUGUCCAGUUAAAACAUUGGCAUUUGUGAUGCAAAUGUUUCAUCUCAUACUUAUACAGCAAAUUCGCCCGAUUGC
This is a messenger RNA of Panicum virgatum (switchgrass), 2058 nucleotides long. RefSeq names its product scarecrow-like protein 9. Gene Ontology annotation, molecular function: sequence-specific DNA binding; DNA-binding transcription factor activity. Gene Ontology annotation, cellular component: nucleus. Bases 691 to 1809 code for a protein of 372 amino acids. Gene Ontology annotation, biological process: regulation of DNA-templated transcription. The record is from RefSeq and is a predicted model, not a curated record. NCBI's taxonomy places the organism in Eukaryota, Viridiplantae, Streptophyta, Magnoliopsida, Poales, Poaceae. The transcript has a single exon.